This is a messenger RNA of Carassius auratus (goldfish), 1807 nucleotides long. Its product is annotated as tumor suppressor candidate 5 homolog. Gene Ontology annotation, cellular component: membrane. The record is from RefSeq and is a predicted model, not a curated record. Bases 242 to 934 code for a protein of 230 amino acids. NCBI's taxonomy places the organism in Eukaryota, Metazoa, Chordata, Actinopteri, Cypriniformes, Cyprinidae. The transcript is spliced from 5 exons.
UUAUACCGAUACACACUACUAUAUGGUAGCAUAAAGCGAGGCGUAUUUUAAUCUUAAUUCUGUAGCACCACCUGAACUUUCAUGUGCUACUGUUUAUUGAAAUUCAAAAUGAGAAAGAUUAUAAUGAUUUUUGCUGUCAUUUUGCAUUAGAUCACGUUCUCAACAAAUCAUAAAUUCAAAAUUUAUACGGACGUAUAAGCUUUGAUUUUGCCACACAUCAGUUGUCAUAAACAUCUUGGGAAUGGAUGUGAUUGCGAAUGCUGAUGCCAGCAUUCCCACUGCUGCACCUGGUGCAGUGGAGGAAGAACAACAGCAGCAACAAUCAGAGCAAGAGAUCAAUCAGCAACCAGGCACAGAGUCUGACCUCACCGGCAACACCUCACAGCCAAUCAAGAACGAGCAACAAGCCCCACCCACCGCCACAACACCUACUCCUGCUGCAGACCCCGCCCCCUCUCAGGAUGACCCACCCAGUGUACACCUGACAAUCAUCGACGAGAAGAUGGAAACAAGUAAUGGUGUUUGCCCUGGUCCUAUCCAGAUGUCUCCGACAGCUUCUUCUCCUCCUCGUCAGCAGCACGCAAAUGGGCGAGCCAGGCUGAGCAGCCGCUCCGGGUCAGUGAGUCACGCGGGGUCACCUCGACCGUCACUCACCAGACAGCCCAGCGCGGCCACUGACGUCGGAGACGGAUCCAAACCCAACGAUUAUCUCGUAUGGGCUAUUCUGGCCUGCCUCUGUCCUGUCUGGCCCAUUAACGCAGUUGGCUUGACCUUCUCAGUCAUGUCUCGAAACAGUCUGCAGCAGGGCAAUGUGGAUGGUGCACGUCGUCUUGGCCAGAAUGCAAAAAUCAUGUCCAUCGUGUCAUUAGUGGGUGGGAUCAUCAUCAUUGUUAUCACUAUCGUCAUCAACUGGGGUGUAAUACUUAAGACCUGAUGGCCGUCACAACACUCAGGGUGAAGUAAAAUUCACAAUCAACAACCAAUCCAUGAUGAUCAUUUUCUUCUUCCAAUGUGUCAUUCAUCUCUCGACAUCUGAAUGCUCCUGAAUGCUUUUUCAUUUGUUUUAUACUCUCUCUGAAGAAUCUUAAGCUGGAUGUUACCUCUAUCUUCUAUCAUGCCAGAACGAUCAAAAACAACAUGGACUCUUCAGCUCUUCGAAUGCCUGGAAUCACGAACAAAGCAGCAAGCCGUGGAUGAUAGGUUUUUUUUUUCUCUCCCAACAAAGGACUCACCACUGAGAUGAUGUCAGUGAGGAGACCACAAACAUGAUCUCAUUUCAUUCGUCAUGCACCCCUUGAGGAUGUGAGGGAGGAAAAGAAUGAGAGAGAAUGGGAAGGGAUUUGGUUCUUGACAAAGAUGCACAAGCUCAUCUUACUAGCCCUGUUUUCUCAGAGAUGUGAGUCCAUAAAAAAAGCUCAGAUUAAAAUUUAAUCGAUUAUAUAAAACAGCAGAUGGCUUCCGUUUUGGCAUCUGUCCACAGAUGAGUCCGAUUACCUUAAGAGCUGCUCUAAAGCCUCUCUCUCUCUCUUUCUCUCUCUCACAGACUGUACAGAGACUAAGUUUCAGGUUAACACACAUAAACAAAAAAAUCACGUAUCAGAGAAUCCUACAGAAAGAAAAGGAGGGAGAGCUAAGGAGAAAGUGGGAGGAAUGGAGACCAAGCUGUAGUCUUUUGUUUUUGUUUCACACAGACCAAAGGAGGGAGGCAGUACCUUCAGAUGAAAACAUAAACCAGAGAUACCCCAGACAUGGUGAGAUGUAGGGACUUCAGUAGUGUUGAGGGUGUGUGUGUGUGUGUGUGUGUGUG